UUGUCAUCUCGAGGCCGACGACUAAAAUGGUCAACGUCACAGCUCCGAUCGCCCAAGAGAUGCCUUAUGGAUACACCGGUCUUGCUGAACUCAACAAUCCAGCUUUGUACUCAAUCAUUAUGAACCAAAGCUUUGCACAAGCUGUCAACUCAUUUUCCCAACGCACUCCCAUGACGACAGAAUUUACUGGAUGUGUGGGGACUUGCACUGGAACAGUUAAAGCGGCAGGGCUUGCAAUGAAUUGCUCAACGGACUCGUUGCCAUGGAAAAACAACCAGAGUCUGCCUGCCGGGCCCGACGGUGUAAAUGGAAGCGAAGUGUUUUCUUCGAGCUUCACUUGGAUUUCAGGGAACACUACAUACUUCGCAGGUGUUCCUUUAAUCAAUUAUGAGCUGCAAUAUGCGACUGGAAGGAGUGCUGCUCCACUUCUGUACGAGGGCGGUCAAACUGGAGGGUUCGACUCGUCGCCAAAUUUUGGGAUGUGUAAUGGAACCCUGGUUAGGAAAUCUUGCUCCUUGUUCUCCGCCACCCUCGAAUAUCCCAUUACUUUGAUCAACAGCACUGUGUCUCUGGGUACCAAUUCCUCAAACUUCGCGGUGGACCAUCUCCAAGCCUACGGAAAUUUUUCCGACUUUUUUGACCACCACGAUCUAAACGCUUUGUCUGUCACCACUCUCGGCGGUGUCUCCGUAGCUGCCCAGAACAUGUUUGGCUCUAGAGCGGUUGAAGACGUAUAUCUUGUCCAAAUGAAUGGUUCCCUGGCAAGCCAAUAUGCCGUCUUCGAGACGGGAAAUGGAAGCUUUGAACAGACACAAAAUCCUUGUGCCAUUAACUGGGGGGACCCGACCACCGAAAUCAUGGAUUCUCUUAACGAGAUCAUGUUUCGAACAGCCUUGUCCGUAUCCAAUGUUUCGAAGUACUCCGUUCUGAACGCAUCUAUUAGCGAAUGGUGGACGAGUUAUUACGAGGCUUUCCCAGUGAUAUAUCCAAAUAGACCUAACGACACCGGAAUCCCAAUACCACAACUAAUAGCCAUGGAACAGACCUCGAAUAUCACCGUCUUCCAAUCCCAUUAUUCUUACCUUGCAGCCGCCUUGGGUAUCAUGGCACUCGGGGUUCUAGUCGUCAUGCCGACUUUCUAUGGCUUCUGGGAAUUGGGACGCGACGCGUCACUAAAUCCCCUGGAGGUUGCAAAAGCAUUUAAUGCCGAAUUCUUCCAUGGGCAGGGCUCAAAUGCUCCGGUAAGGCAUCUGGCCAAAGGUUUCGGAGACAAGAAAGUAAAGUACGGUGAGGUUGUUGACGAAGGGGCUACUGGCAAUAACGCAGGUUUGAACGGAUCAGAUAUUCGGGAACAUAGACUGGAACUUGCGGACCCAAGCCGUGUCAUUGAGCCGAAGUCUCGGAAGGUGUACGUUUAGUUUGGAAGUGCGGGAGAAAUGCAAAGGCGAAUCUUGACAAGUGCAUUGCGAUAUUCGCCAUAAAAACAGAGAAAGCUUGGCCUAAUCACUUUAGCUAACCGGAUGGAAAUGUCUUCUUGCCUCCUCCGCUAGAUGUCGAGGAGCCAUAACACUGUACUUCGAAGUUUCACUUUCUAGCCAGAAGUCAUGAAUAACUCCUCUACUCUCACCGCUGUUCGUCACCGGAACCUUG
Molecule: messenger RNA, 1650 nt
Organism: Amorphotheca resinae ATCC 22711
Lineage: Eukaryota; Fungi; Ascomycota; Leotiomycetes; Helotiales; Amorphothecaceae
Exons: 1
Coding region: 27-1418 (463 amino acids)
Source: RefSeq, a predicted model, not a curated record